Molecule: messenger RNA, 1395 nt
Organism: Eremomyces bilateralis CBS 781.70
Lineage: Eukaryota; Fungi; Ascomycota; Dothideomycetes; Eremomycetales; Eremomycetaceae
Product: Metallo-dependent phosphatase
Exons: 3
Coding region: 101-1087 (328 amino acids)
Biological process (GO): mitotic cell cycle; peptidyl-serine dephosphorylation
Cellular component (GO): cytosol
Molecular function (GO): protein serine/threonine phosphatase activity
Source: RefSeq, a predicted model, not a curated record
ACAACCCACCUAAUUCAAUCCACACGCCGUCCCGUUUCGAGGUGUCACCACUGAUCUUUCGGCCUCGUUGCCCGUAUUUACUGAGAGUUCGAAUAUAACCAUGGAUACCAACAUGGAAGACGUCGGGAGAUCCCCGGAAGUCCAACAAAUCACGUCCAACUCCGAACCCGCCUCCAUCAACACCCUAGACUCGUGGAUCGACAGCCUCAUGAGCUGUAAGCAGUUAUCGGAGGCAGAGGUCGAACGGCUGUGCGAUAAAGCUCGAGAAGUUCUCCAGGAGGAGUCCAACGUGCAACCCGUCAAAUGCCCCGUAACCGUGUGCGGCGACAUCCACGGCCAAUUCCACGACCUGAUGGAACUCUUCAAGAUCGGCGGGCCCAACCCAGACACCAACUACCUCUUCAUGGGCGACUACGUCGACCGCGGCUACUUCUCCGUCGAGACCGUCACCCUCCUCGUCGCCCUGAAGAUCCGCUACCCCCAACGUAUCACUAUCCUCCGCGGCAACCACGAGUCCCGCCAGAUCACCCAGGUGUACGGCUUCUACGACGAGUGCCUGCGCAAGUAUGGCAACGCCAACGUCUGGAAGUUCUUCACCGACCUCUUCGACUACCUUCCCCUCACCGCCCUCAUCAACAAUCAGAUCUUCUGCCUGCACGGCGGCCUGAGCCCGAGCAUCGACACCCUCGACAACAUCCGCGCCCUGGAUCGGAUACAGGAGGUCCCGCAUGAGGGUCCUAUGUGCGAUCUGCUGUGGUCGGAUCCCGAUGAUCGAUGCGGAUGGGGGAUCUCCCCGCGCGGCGCCGGGUACACGUUCGGCCAGGACAUCUCGGAGGCAUUCAAUCAUAACAACGGGCUGACAUUGGUCGCGCGUGCGCACCAGCUGGUCAUGGAAGGGUAUAAUUGGUCUCAAGACCGGAAUGUCGUUACCAUCUUUUCAGCACCGAACUACUGUUAUCGCUGCGGAAAUCAGGCCGCAAUCAUGGAAAUAGACGAGCACUUGAAGUAUACUUUCUUGCAAUUCGACCCAUGUCCGCGGGCGGGCGAGCCUAUGGUCUCCCGACGAACGCCCGACUAUUUCCUGUGAGCGCGACGGGUAUCGGUGGCAUGUCACGAGUUCUCAGCAUCACGAAGCAUAGAAGAUGUGUAUACACUGCAGUUGAAAAACAUUCACGUUGGGCGGAGAAGGAUAAUUUCUCCCGAGCAUCAAUGGUGUACCAUCAGUAAUGAACGAGUAACACUUCGAAGGAAACGUGGUUUUUUCUCUCGAUCUGUGAACAUGUGUAGGGCAGUCCUAUUGAUGUGUAGGUACAGGAUGGUGUUUUGGAGUGGAUGGAGCAGCUCAUCCGUCGAGUCCGGAGUUCCUUAGCCAGCCGACGGGAAUAGAAAUCUACC